Molecule: messenger RNA, 2592 nt
Organism: Adineta ricciae
Lineage: Eukaryota; Metazoa; Rotifera; Eurotatoria; Adinetida; Adinetidae
Source: the annotation of a GenBank genome assembly
AUGCGAACUACAGCAACUAUGACUAACAUCGAUAAAAAAUUGUUCAAUGUGUUAAUUAUCGUUCCAGUUAACAAUCAUUUAGUCAUAGGCAAACUACAAAAAGAAAAUUCUACAUUCAUGUCAAUCAAGACUUCUGGCUUUCUUUUCCUUCUACUCUUGCAAUUCUGCUCGAUUGUUGAUCUGUCACCGAUCGAUAAUGAUGGUCUUCGUCAAACACAAGUACCAAACACAAUUGUCAAUCAACCGGCGCCAAGCAUCUUAAGUACGUUGCAAACGAAUUUGCUUUCAUCAACGAAUAUGCAAUGGAUAAAGACACUGAAGAAUGUUACGGAAAACGGUGGUAGCACAGUCAUUUUGGAAUGUCAAGUUCAGUCAUCAUAUCCAGUAUCAUUCAAUUGGUAUAGAUAUAAUAAUCCGCUUGAAAAGAAUCGCUUUACGAUUGAUCAAAGUGCAUUCCGAUCGAGAUAUAAUAAUCCGCUUGAAAAGAAUCGCUUUACGAUUGAUCAAAGUGCAUUCCGAUCGAGCAUUCUAUUGAAUAAUUUGAAAGAAGCAGAAGCCGGCUUUUAUACAUGUGAAGUAUCAAACGGUUUUCAAACAUUAUCUUCAACUGGAUUUGUUCGAGUGAAAAAUCCAGUGGAUAUGGAUAAUCUUGAUAUAUUAGAUGAAUCAUUACCACCGAUCGAAUUUCAACCUGAGAUCAUUUCUCCCAACGAUGUUUCCAUUUCGAAACUGAAAUGCGAACCGUAUUCAGGUCAAAUCUGUCGUUCAGUCAUUGGUUCACAAUACGUUUCCUUAUCGACAUCGAAUCAGAAAGAUAUCGAACGAAAUCUAAUCGAAAAUCUCAAAUAUUUAACAAAUAAUCAAUUUCUCUCCAACGAAUGUCGACAAUUACUAUUACCAAUGGUUUGCUCAUUUACAUAUUCCGUUUGCGAUAAUGAUCGAUUAAAUAUUCGUUCAAUCUGCCGUCGUUCGUGUGAUUAUUUUCAAAAUCAUGCAUGUGCAAAUCUAUUCACUUAUCAACAACAUUCAUAUUCAAAUUUACAAAUUUUACAAAAUAUGCCAACAUGCGAAAACCUACCGCCGGCGAGUGAUGAUUUAUCGUGUAUUGAUUUUGAUCAAAAACUACUCAAUCGUCAAAACGGUACGAAAUCAUCAAAUACGAAUUCAAUUAGUCGUCGGCCAUCCACAUCAAUUUCGCUCCUAAUUGUUCUUCUCAGCAUUCUAAUACCUGUCGGUGUUAUAUGUUUUCUUCUGAUCUUCAUGUGCUGGUGUUGUCGACACCGAAAUAACAAAAGUCAUUUAUCAUCUUGUUCUUCGACAUCGACGCCAAUCAAAAAAUCAUCGCAUAUUGUAAAUACUGUUACAUCAUCACCGUUUCGUUCAUCUAUCGUGCCGAAUCAUUUGAAGCAAAAUUCACGACAGCUUCUUCCAUCAUCGUCUUCAUCUUCAAAUACGAAUUUUACUAAUACAUAUCUUCGACAAAGUUUACUGAAAAAUGAAGUCAAACGUCCACUGAUGUAUAUACCCUCGCCCGGAAACGCAUUGGCUGAGAUUCCAUUUACAAAUAUCCGCUUUUUACAAGAACUUGGCGAAGGAGAAUUUGGUCGAAUUUAUAAAGGUGAAUUAGUUGAUAGUUCAACGAAGUGCAUUGUCAAAACAUUGCAAACUGAACAUGCCACACCACAGAAUCGAGAAGAAUAUGCACGGGAAAUCGAAAUUUUUCGUCAUAUUCGUCAUGUAAAUAUCUCGUGUUUACUUGGCAUUUGUAUUCAACCGCAAGAUGCUGCUUCGGUAAUGGUUUAUGAACGUUUGAAUGAUGGAGACUUACAUGAGUAUUUACUACAACGUUCGACAACAACGUCUCCAUCGUAUCACCAGCGUGAUUUAACAGACUUUCUUUAUAUUUCUAUACAAAUUCUAUCGGGAAUGAUUUAUUUAACAGAAAAAAAUUUUGUUCAUAAUGAUUUAUCUGCGAAGAACAUUCUCAUUUCUGAACAUAUGGAUAUCAAAAUUUCGAAUAUUGCUCGCUAUCGACCAAAAUAUGAUUCAGAUUACUACAAAAUCGCAAAUCGAUCAUUACCCGUUCGAUGGAUGGCUAUUGAAUCGUUGAUGUCCGGUAUCUACACCGAAAUGUCGGAUGUUUGGUCAUUCGGUGUUUUACUUUGGGAAAUGUUUUCUUAUGGUAUUCAGCCUUAUCAAGGUCGAACAAAUCCUGAAGUUAUUGAAAUGAUCCGAGAUAGAAAAUUAUUAACAUGUCCAGUCAAUUGUCCAAAACGUAUCUAUGCAUUGAUGUGUUCGUGUUGGGAAGAACUCAGUGAACAACGACCAACAUUUAGUGAACUAAUGGCAAGAUUGAGACAAUUCGAAGAGAAAACAACGACUUUGUCAUCAACAACGUCAUCGUCGCUAGUUGAUGUACCACCAGGUAUUAGUCAAGGAGAGAAUAUUCAAACGCCAAAGUAUCGAACAUUUAUUUCACCACCUCCGCCAACCAUCUCAUCGUUUGGUCGUGGUGAUACUUUUUCAAGUCCUGCACGAAUUCUGCCUUCAUCGACUCUUGUAGAACGAGAAAGUAUCCGUUUCGAAGUGUAA